AUGGCUGCUACACCAACACCCCCAUCACCCAAGAGCAGAACCGAAGCCAACGUCGAGCUCAAUGGAAAAUCACCCGGGUCUGCAGAUAAGGCUUCCGCUGAGACCGGCACCGGAAACAACCCUGCUUUAGCAUCAGAGGCAGAGAAUCGCAAGGACAGCAUACCCGAAGUCGAUUUGACAAAGGACACUCCUGCACCUACAACAAGCAACGAAGAGCAAGGCACCAAGCGCACCCACGAUGAGUCCACCAGUGCACCAGGAGUCGACGAUCCAGAAGUCUAUCUCGGUCAACUUCCCGUCACAGACAGCUGCCAAGUCGUCCGCAACAAGAUCAACAGACUCAUCGAAUCCGGUGAGAUGAAAGUGGGAGAUUUCUGCACUGCGAUUGGCGUUAGCAGUAACGCAUACUACAACUUUAUGCACAAGCAUGGUACCAUGAAGGGUGCUGAGUGUGCUGCUUAUCCUAACGCUGCUGCCUUUUUCCAGAAGAGAGAGGCAGCUGGAUUGAAGUUGCCUACUAAGAAGCAGAAGACUGCUAAGGACGAUGGCAAGGGUGGUAAGGACGGCAAAGCCGAAGCCGAGAAACUUGAUAUCGAUGACAUUGAACUCUAUGGCGAGGAAACAGACUCAGUCCCUGUGUAUGAUACCUGCGAUGACAUUCGCCGUCAAAUCACAGCAUAUCUGAAGAAGCCUGGUGUCACCCAAGCACAAUUCGGCCGUGACUUGCUCAAACAGUUCCACACCGACAGAGCUCCCAAGGGAAUCAGCGGCUCUCAAAUGCAGGCAUUCAGAGGCAAAAAAGGCCCUGAUGCCGGUAACACGAGCUCUGUCUUUUAUGGCGCAUAUGUCUUCUUCGAGAAGAUGCGUAUCAAGCAGAACAAGCCAAAGAGUGAGAAGAGAAAGGAGAUGGAGGAAGUCUGGGGUCCUGGCGGCUUCGACAUUGAGCAUAAUUCCGCCACCACAAGGAUUCUCUGCGAAAUGGGCGACAUUGUCACGAAAGACAAAUUCGGAAAAAUGCACUCCUACAAGCCUUAUGAGAUGGCUGCACAAGCACGCCUGGACGAUUAA
Aureobasidium pullulans EXF-150 is the source of this 1068-nucleotide messenger RNA. RefSeq lists its product as uncharacterized. The record is from RefSeq and is a predicted model, not a curated record. Lineage: Eukaryota; Fungi; Ascomycota; Dothideomycetes; Dothideales; Saccotheciaceae. The transcript is spliced from 3 exons. The coding region runs from base 1 to 1068 and encodes 355 amino acids.